UUCAGAUACGUGAUUGGUUUACGGAGAAAGAAGAUAUGAUACGCCAACAGAUCGUUGUAGUGGGUGAUGUAGAUAACAUCCUUCAACUCAUUAACAAACAAAAGUCAGUUUUGAGGGAGCUGGAACAAAAAAAGCCACAAUUGGAUGAACUUGUACAUACAGCAGAGAAUCUGCGUGCGGACACUAACCGACAACAACUCCAUGGCAAGGUGACGAAAUUACGCGAACAUUGGGACGAAACAAACUCCAAGGUUCUGCAACGCAAAAGUCAAUUAGACGCGAUGUUGGGCGACAGUCAGCGAUUCGAUGCGAAGCGUAGCGAGGUCGAAAUCUGGCUUUCACGAAUGGAGAAUCGAUUGGAAAUAAUGUGUGCAGUUGGAUAUACGGCUGAUGUUCUGGAAGCUCAGUUACGAGAACAAAAGUCAUUUCAUGCCGAACUUCAUCAAUAUAAACAUCAAAUUGAGCUGUUCAAUUCAUUAACGCAAAAUCUGAUUGCAGUAUAUCAGCAAGAUGAUACUACACGUAUAAAAAAACUUACGGAAACAAUUAAUCAGCGAUAUAAUAAUCUUAACACUAGUAUUAUUAAUCGUGGAAAGUUAUUACACUCUGCGAUGAAUUCAUUACAUAAUUUUGAUCGUUCACUGGAUAAAUUCCUUGCUUGGGUCAGCGAAGCCGAGUCGUCAACAGAAACGCUGGAGACUGAAGCUGUUCGACUAUGUGGACGCAGAGAUCAGACAGCUCUGACUCGCUCACAGCUUCAGUAUAAGGAUCUUCAGUUGGAAAUUGAAACACAUCAUGAUGUAUAUUCGUCACUUAACGGUACCGGACGAAAACUUUUGAGCUCUCUUGCUAGUCAGGAUGAUGCAGUAAUGCUCCAGAGACGCCUUGAUGAAAUGAAUCAGCGAUGGCAUCAUUUGAAGGCAAAAAGCAUGGCUAUUAGGAAUCGCCUAGAAAGUAAUACCGAACAUUGGAAUGCGCUUUUGCUGUCCUUACGCGAACUUAUCGAAUGGGUAAUACGAAAGGAUACUGAAUUGUCUGGCCUGGGUCCAGUCUGCGGUGAUAUUGGAGCCCUUCAGAAACAGCAGGAUGAUUAUCGAGGAUUUAGGAGACAACUGGAAGACAAGAGACCACUUGUCGAAAACAGUUUGCUUAGCGGUCAACAGUAUAUUUCAAAUGAGCUGGCUUUAUCAGAUACUUCAGACACAGAAAUCGGUCUAGAGUUUGACGGCAACUCUCGUGGUUAUCAGAGUACCGAGGAACAAGCGCGUGAGCUUACAAGUAGCAUACGCCGUGAAGUGAGUAAGCUCUCGAAGCAAUGGAAUGCCCUUAUCGAGCGUAGUGACUCUUGGAAGCGAAAACUUGACGACACAGCUACGAAAUUAUGCAUUUUCCAAAAGUCAUUGGAGGAGGUGUCAUCGCAAAUAGCUGCUGCAGAAGCAAUUCGAAGCGGAUGGCAGGCAAUCAACAUUACCGAUAUCGAAUCCACAGAGGAGCUCGAACAGCUGCAGAAAUUUGGUGAUCGUCUUGCGCCCAUUCAAAGGCUUAUUGAUGAAGCCAAUGAGCAAGCGAGUGCCUUCGUGUCUAGCAAUGUCAUUGUCUCGCAUGCGCUACUUACUAAACACGAAAACCUCAAUACCAGAUGGAAGGUACUUCAGGUGUCGGUUGAAGAACGCUACAAAUUAUUAAAUGACUUUGGGAAAGAUAGCGCUCCAGGUAGUCAAACAUUCCUGGCGAGUAGCGUCGAAGCGCCAUGGGAAAGAGCGCUCACGCCUGCCAAAGUGCCUUACUAUAUCAAUCACCAAUUAGAAACAACGCAUUGGGAUCAUCCAAAAAUGAUAGAACUCAUGUCUUCACUAGGAGACCUUAAUGAGGUUCGUUUCUCUGCGUACAGAACAGCCAUGAAAUUAAGAACAGUGCAGAAGCGACUCAACUUGGAUAUGCUUAGCCUCUCCACUGCACUGGAACAAUUCGACUGCCACGGUCUCCGAGCUCAGAAUGAUAAGCUAAUGGUCACAGUUCUUAAUUCAAUUUACGAACUUAUUAUUGCUGAAAAUCCAACCCAAAUGUCUAUAUCACUCUGCAUAGAUCUUGCGAUUAAUUGGUUACUUAACGUUUACGAUAGCCAAAGAACAGGUCAAAUUCGAGUUCUAUCUUUUAAAGUUGGAUUGGUAUUACUUUGUAAAGGAUAUUUGGAAGAAAAAUACAGAUAUCUUUUUCGACUAAUUGCUGAUUCGAAUCGCCUUGUGGACCAACGAAAACUUGGACUACUUCUCCAUGAUUGCAUUCAAGUACCUCGGCAGCUUGGGGAGGUUGCAGCCUUCGGGGGAUCAAAUAUUGAACCUUCGGUGCGUAGUUGCUUUGAAAAAGCUGGUAGAGACAAGACUGAAAUUGAGGCAGUAAAUUUUUUAAGCUGGUUGCAACAAGAGCCCCAAAGUAUGGUGUGGUUACCAGUAUUGCAUCGACUUUCUGCGGCUGAAAAUGCCAAACACCAAGCCAAAUGCAACAUAUGUAAAGAAUAUCCAAUUAUGGGUUUCCGUUACAGAUGUCUUAAAUGUUUCAAUUUCGACAUGUGCCAAGGAUGUUUUUUUUCAGGAAGAAAGGCCAAAAAUCAUAAGCUUACGCAUCCAAUGCAAGAGUAUUGCACAGCGACAACAUCCGGUGAAGAUGUGCGAGACUUUACGCGCGCUUUGCGUAACAAAUUUAAGUCAAAACGAUACUUUAAAAAACAUCCACGAGUUGGUUACUUACCAGUGCAAACAGUUCUUGAAGGUGAUGCUUUGGAGAGUCCGGCGCCAUCACCGCAGCAUAACUCACUCAGCCAGGAUAUGCACUCACGUCUUGAAAUCUAUGCUUCCCGAUUGGCAGAGGUUGAAUUAUCUCGUACUCGAAGUAAUUCAACACCUGAUAGUGAUGAUGAACAUCAACUAAUAGCUCAUUAUUGCCAGAAUCUUAAUGGUGGCGAUGGAUCCAACGUACCGCGUAGUCCAGUACAGGUAAUGGCGGCUAUUGAUGCUGAACAACGUGAAGAGCUCGAGGCAAUGAUUCGUGAACUAGAAGAGGAAAAUGCAACGCUACAAGCGGAGUAUGAGAGGCUACGUUCAAAGCAAACGCCAGGCUCGACACCGGAAGAUGGCGUUCAUUCGAGUCGACAACCCGACUGUGAUAUGAUUGCUGAGGCGAAGCUGUUACGACAGCACAAAGGACGGCUUGAAGCACGUAUGCAAAUACUCGAGGACCAUAACCGACAGCUUGAAGCGCAAUUACAGAGACUAAGGCAACUUCUCGAUGAUCCGAAUGCAUCAUCCCCGUCUAAAACUGGAACACUACAAACACGAAGUGUAACGGCUUCGCAACUAGCUACUGAUUCUCCUGCUAAAAUCAAUGGGCAUUACCAUGAUUCAUCAGCUGGUGGUGAAGGUUCGGGAGAUGGUCAAAUAAACAGCUUAGAAAGGCCACCGCCGCCGCCUCAUUCUCACGGCAUAAAUCAUAAUGUGGGCAACCUCUUACACAUGGCAGAUGACUUAAGCAAGGCUGUUGGUGACUUAGUGACCAUAAUGACUGAAGACAGUAAGCCAGAGUUAAAUAGUCAGCAACAGCGAGCUCCACCACCUGCGUUCAAGUAGUGCAUAAGCAAAAUAAUAAAGACAAACACAAAUUUUCACAAAGUAUCACUUGCAACUAUAAGCAUAUAUAUGCGUAGAACACAAAUUCAUACUCAUACUUAUUUAUACAUAUAUACAAUUACAUACGUAUAUGGAAAUAAUCAUUGAUUUUAAUUUAAUCCAAUGGUGGAUAAAAAAUAUUAAACAUAAAUUAUAAAUUAUAGAUCUAGAAGAUGAAGAGAAAGCGAGUCAUCACAAUCAAUGUUAUUAAUUGUCUAUUAUGCUACUAAUUAUUAUUUUGAAUCAGUGACCAAAAGUAAUGAAUUUAAAUUAUUUUAUAUCAGAGAUAUGAUACUUACAGAAAAAUGGUAAUGUGUAUUAUAAAAAUGUAAAUGAAAAAUGUUACACUUAUAUCAGAUCAAAAAAACUAAGAUAAAUUUUUUAAUACACAAUCCACAAUGUUUUUAGGUAUUUUAUAAAUUUGUUGUAUAAGUGAAGGAAUUACUCUUUUUAUUGAAUAGUGGCAAAUUAAGAAAAGAACAAAGUAAUUUUUCCGCGCUUCAUUUGCUAUAGCUAUUUUAAAGGAUAGUAUCUUUUAAAGUAGGUAUUGUGAUUCGUCAUAUCAUUGCCAAAAAAUAAAUGAGAAAAAUUCCAGAAAUGGAAUAAUGUGAUGUACUAUAAUAAUCAGAAAAUAAGCGAACCAAUUGUUAAACAUCUAUUAUAACUAAGAUUACUACACUUAUCAAAAAAACGUAAAAAAGUAAUCAAAUUUGAAGUUGAGAUAAAAAAAGUAAUUCUAAA
Messenger RNA from Ceratosolen solmsi marchali, 4403 nucleotides. RefSeq names its product dystrophin, isoform B-like. Gene Ontology annotation, molecular function: zinc ion binding; protein binding. Gene Ontology annotation, cellular component: plasma membrane. Lineage: Eukaryota; Metazoa; Arthropoda; Insecta; Hymenoptera; Agaonidae. Gene Ontology annotation, biological process: synaptic signaling. The record is from RefSeq and is a predicted model, not a curated record.